Pongo pygmaeus (Bornean orangutan) is the source of this 9326-nucleotide messenger RNA. RefSeq names its product storkhead box 1 (gene STOX1). Gene Ontology annotation, cellular component: cytoplasm; nucleus. Gene Ontology annotation, molecular function: RNA polymerase II transcription regulatory region sequence-specific DNA binding. NCBI's taxonomy places the organism in Eukaryota, Metazoa, Chordata, Mammalia, Primates, Hominidae. The record is from RefSeq and is a predicted model, not a curated record. Bases 124 to 3093 code for a protein of 989 amino acids. The transcript has 5 exons. Gene Ontology annotation, biological process: regulation of transcription by RNA polymerase II.
CCCCAGGCAGCCAGCGCCGCGGACCCGCGCACAGUCGGCCGAUCCUCCCGCCGAGCGAGAGGCGUCCCAGCCGCCGCGCUCGCCGAGGCCCUGGGUUGCGGGCUCCCGGCUGCCCGCGAAAGCAUGGCCCGGCCCGUGCAGCUGGCGCCGGGCUCGCUGGCGCUAGUGCUGUGCCGGCUGGAGGCGCAAAAGGCGGCGGGGGCCGCGGAGGAGCCCGGUGGGCGCGCGGUGUUCCGCGCCUUCCGUCGCGCCAACGCGCGCUGCUUCUGGAACGCGCGGCUGGCGCGCGCCGCCUCGCGGCUGGCCUUCCAGGGCUGGCUGCGGCGCGGGGUGCUGCUGGUGCGCGCGCCCCCCGCCUGCCUGCAGGUGCUGCGCGAUGCCUGGCGGCGCCGGGCGCUGCGACCGCCGCGCGGCUUCCGCAUCAGGGCGGUGGGUGAUGUCUUUCCAGUGCAAAUGAAUCCAAUAACUCAAUCUCAGUUUGUACCUUUGGGUGAAGUUCUUUGCUGUGCUAUAUCUGAUAUGAAUACAGCUCAGAUUGUAGUAACACAGGAAUCACUUUUGGAGCGUUUGAUGAAACACUACCCAGGCAUUGCAAUUCCAUCGGAAGAUAUUCUUUAUACCACUCUGGGAAUGCUGAUUAAAGAAAGGAAGAUUUAUCACACUGGAGAAGGAUACUUCAUAGUUACUCCUCAGACUUACUUCAUUACAAAUACAACCACCCAGGAAAAUAAGAGAGUGCUGCCAUCAGAUGAAAGUCGCCUGAUGCCAACUUCCAUGAUGUAUCUGGUGAGCAUGGAGAGCUGUGCACAGUCAGCCCAAGAGAAUGCUGCCCCCAUAUCCCACUGUCAGUCUUGCCAGUGUUUCCGGGACAUGCACACUCAGGAUGUUCAGGAACCACCAGUUGCUGCAGAAGUGACUAGGAAGAGUCACAGAGGUCUUAAGGAAUCCUUACCUUGGGUACAGAAAGGGGCAGUUUCAGUGUCUGCGGAGCACCACAUUUGUGAGAGUACCAAACCUUUACCAUACACAGGAGAUAAAGAAAAAGGCAAGAAGUUUGGUUUUAGUCUCUUAUGGCGCAGCAUAUCUAGAAAGGAGAAGCCCAAAACAGAACACAGCAGUUUCUCUGCUCAGUUCCCACCUGAAGAAUGGCCUGUCCGAGAUGAAGAUGACUUGGACAAUAUCCCUCGAGAUGUUGAACAUGAGAUAAUCAAACGAAUUAACCCCAUUUUGACUGUUGACAAUUUAAUCAAACACACCGUCCUAAUGCAAAAAUACGAAGAACAGAAAAAAUAUAAUAGCCAGGGCACUUCCACUGACAUGCUGACAAUCGGGCAUAAAUAUCCUUCAAAAGAGGGGGUUAAGAAAAGCCAUGGUCUGUCUGCAAAACCUCAAGGGCAGGCCCAUUCUCGCAGGGAUAGACACAAAGCCAGGAAUCAGGGAAGUGAGUUUCAGCCAGGAAGCAUUAGACUGGAGAAACACCCCAAGCUCCCUGCUACACAGCCUAUCCCCAGAAUUAAAAGCCCAAAUGAAAUGGUAGGUCAGAAACCACUUGGUGAGAUUACAACAGUGCUAGGUUCCCAUUUGAUUUAUAAAAAGCGAAUCAGUAAUCCUUUCCAAGGUUUGUCUCACAGAGGAAGCACAAUAUCCAAAGGGCACAAAAUUCCGAAGACCAGUGAUCUGAAACCCAGCCAGACUGGACCAAAGGAAAAGCCUUUCCAAAAGCCUAGGUCCUUGGAUUCCUCAAGAAUCUUUGAUAGUAAAGCCAAAGAGCCAUAUGCUGAACAACCUAAUGAUAAAAUGGAAGCAGAAUCCAUUUACAUAAAUGACCCUACUGUCAAACCCACCAAUGAUGACUUCAGAGGUCACCUCUUCAAUCACCCUCAACAGAGCAUGUUGCAAAAUGAUGGUAAAUGCUGUCCCUUUAUGGAAAGCAUGUUGAGAUACAAAGUGUAUGGUGGAGAAAAUGAGGUAAUUCCUGAAGUCUUGAGGAAAAGUCAUUCCCACUUUGACAAAUUAGGGGAGACCAAAGAGACUCCGCAUAGCCUGCCAUCACGAGGUGCCUCCUUUUCAGACCGAACACCCUCUGCUUGUAGAUUAGUGGAUAACACAAUACACCAGUUUCAAAAUCUUGGCCUUUUGGAUUACCCAGUUGGCAUGAACCCUUUAAGACAACCUGAAAGACAAGACAGAGACUCAGAAGAAUUAUUGAGAAAAGGAUUUGUCCAGGAUGCAGAGACUACAAGCCUAGAAAAUGAACAGCUUUCUAAUGAUGACCAGGCCUUGUAUCAGAAUGAAGUGGAAGAUGAUGAUGGUGCCUGUAGUUCAUUAUAUCUAGAGGAAGAUGGCAUUUCUGAGAAUGAUGACUUACGUCAAAUGCUGCCUGGCCACAGUCAGUAUUCCUUCACAGGUGGAAGCCAGGGAAAUCAUUUAGGAAAACAAAAAGUGAUGGAGAGAUCUCUGACCGAGUACAACAGCACAAUGGAGAGGGUUGAGCCUCAGGUGCUUAAAAGAAACGAAUGCUACAAACCCACUGGGCUACAUGCUACCCCAGGUGAAAGCCAAGAACCUAACCUCUCUGCUGAAAGUUGUGGCCUAAAUUCAGGGGCCCAGUUUAGUUUUAACUACGAAGAAGAACCCAGUGUUGCUAAAUGUGUACAGGCCUCAGCACCUGCUGAUGAAAGAAUCUUUGAUUACUAUAGCGCAAGAAAAGCCAGUUUCGAAGCUGAAGUCAUACAAGACACUAUUGGUGACACAGGAAAGAAGCCAGCUAGCUGGAGUCAGAGUCCUCAGAAUCAGGAAAUGAGAAAAUAUUUCCCACAAAAGUUCCAACGUUUCAACACUUCACAUAUGCCAGUGUUGGCUCAGGAUGUCCAAUAUGAACACAGUCACUUGGAAGGGACAGAAAAUCACAGCAUGGCAGGAGAUAGUGGAAUAGAUUCUCCACGGACACAGAGUCUGGGAUCUAAUAAUUCAGUCAUUUUGGAUGGACUAAAAAGAAGACAGAAUUUUCUGCAAAACGCUGAAGGCACAAAGAGCAGUCAACCACUCACAUCCAAUUCCUUACUACCGCUAACUCCAGUCAUAAACGUUUAAUUUUCUUUUGGAAACCUAUUUUUUUUAUUUGUAAAAAGGUAGAGCAUUACUACAGAAUCUUUCAAUCAUAUAAGAAUUGAGUAUAUAAGAAUUGUCUAAAGGCAAGCAUAUAUAUGCUAUUAACCACAUUACAUAUUUUGUUCUAAUUACUGGCUUUUUUUCCUUUUUUGGCAUCUUAAGGCUUUUUGAAGCUUAUUUUACUGUGAGUUUAUUGGGAGUAUAUAGAUUAUUUUCAAUUAAAAAGUGGAAUUACUGGUCCCCUUCCAAUUGUAAUUAACUUGAAUUUUUAUACAUUAGUUUCUCAAAUACAUAGAAUGCCAAUUUACUUCCUGCAGUGAUUUUUUUUUUUUUUUACCUACACCAAUAUUGAGUUCUAAGUUAAGUGGAUCUCACCAGAUUUCAACACAAAAUCAGAAAACAGUGUGUGUUGAAGCAGUGUCUGUUGCAAGAAAACAGUGUCUGCUGCAAGGUAUCUGUGCAACCCUAAGUCUUUAUCAUUACCAAGAAAGAAUUUACAUAAAUGUGUUGGCUACUCUGCAACAAGAAUUCCUUUAAUCAUUGCUGCCCAGGGUCUUCUCUUUGACCACCCUGGACAUGAACAAAUGGUUCCCAAUGUGACUGACAAUGUCGAAAAUUCCUGUGGCAAGAGGCAUCUGGCUAUACUACUAUUCCUCUGGUUCCUCCCUACAUUUCAGGCCUUCUUUGAGAUGGAGUUUUGCUCUGUUGCCCAGGCUGGAGUGCAGUCGCACAAUCUCGGCUCACUGCAACUUCUGCCUCCCAGGUUCAUGCCAUUCUCCUGCCUCGGCUUCCCGAGUAGCUGGGAUUACAGGCGCCUGCCACCUCACCCGGCAAAUUUUUUGUAUUUUUAGUAGAGACGGGGUUUCACUGUGUUAGCUAGGAUGGUCUUGAUCUCCUGACCUCGUAAUCCACCCGCCUCGGCCUCCCAAAGUGUUGGGAUUACAGGCAUGAGCCACCGCACCUGGCCCAGGCCUUCUUUAUAGAUGGCAGUGAGAAGUCAGAUGGCGGAGAUAGAAUGUGGAGAUAGAAGGGAAGCAGAAUGGUUACCGAAUGGCUUGGGAGUAAAACGGAGGUUCUGAAUGAGAGGUUUAGAGAAAGGUGGAAGGAGUCUGGUAGACAUUUAGCAAUUCAUCUGCAUUUUGGUCCAUUUCCAACUCAUGGUAAGACCUAGAAUUUUUUCUGCUAAGCCUUUUCAGACCAAGUAGUAGAAUGGUCAGUUCUCUUGGGUUUGGGGAACAUGGAGCAAUUGAGACUGGUUUCAGCAUGUUGAGAAGAUGAUGGUGCUGAUUUAUGGUUGAGGGAAUGUUUUUUCUUUUCUUUUCCUUUUUUUUUUUGAGACAGCGUCUCGCACUGUCGCCAGGGCUGCAGUGCAAUGGCGUAAUCUCGGUUUACUGCAACCUCUGCCUCCCCAGGUUCAAGCGAUUCUCCUGCCUCAGCCUCCUGAGUAGCUGGGAUUACAGGUGUGCACCACCACACCUGGCUAAUUUUUUGUAUUUUUAGUAGAGAUGGGGUUUCACUAUGUUGGCUAGGCUAGUCUCGAACUCCUGACCUUGUGAUUCGCCUGCCUCGGCUUCCAAAGUGCUGGGAUUACAGGCGUGAAUGACUGAAUAAUUGGAGUGUCUCCUUCUGACUCUCACCAUACUGACAACAAUGAAGUCCAGAGAGAAGCCCGGCACUGGAGAACUUUGUGCAGUCCCUGUGGAAGUGCAAAUGACAUUCACUGCUCUCUUUUGCAGUGGUCAGCUCACUCACUCUUGACUAUUGGCUUUCAGUGGACCCCAAUUGAUUGACAUACCAUUCAUUGCAUUGUGAGAAGAUUAAUUGUUGUCAAAACGACAGUGUAAACCCUGCUCUAAGUGCCAAGAGAGGUGGGUAAUCUGGUAUAGAAAAGACUUGUAGGGGAAGUAGAGGUGAGAGUAUUGUUUUAGGGGGUCUUACAGCAUGGAAUCAGCACCAGUGAAUGGAAGUUAAGAGAAGUAUUUUAACAACGAAAAAAAUUAUUUUGAGACGGGGUCUCUGUCACUCAGGCUGGAGUACAGUGGCAUGAUCACAGCACACUGCAGCCUCGGCCUGUUGGAUUCAAGUGAUCCUCCCACUUUAGCCCCCUGAGUAUCUGGGACUACAGGCAUAAGCCACCAGGCUUGUCUAAUUUUAUUUUUUAUAGAGACAGGGUCUCACUAUGUUGGCCAGGCUGGUCUUGAACUUCUGUCCUCAAGCAAUCCUCCCACCUGGGCCUCCCAAAGUGCUGGAAUUUCAGGUGUGAGCCACUGUGCCUGGCAGAAUUUUCUAUUAGACAAAGCUAUCUGAAGAUGAAGUAGGCAGCUUUGGAAAAGAAUGAAUUUCCCAUUGUUUAGGGCAUUCAAGCAGAAGCUUGGUGAUCCCUUUACUGAUAUGCUGCAGAGCAAUUUCCAGAAUUUAGUUUAACUGGCUGGCUGAACUAUAGGAUUUUGAAGAAUCCUUCCAACUGUAAGGUUUUUUAUUUGUUUUGUUUUUUUAGGAGAUGGGUUUUUGCCAUGUUGCGCAACUAAUGAAGUCCAUCUAAUUUUGCCACUGGAUGCAUUAUGACAUUCUCCCUGUUUUAAAGGAAUGUAUUAAAUAAAUCAAGCUCAUUAUGAAACCAGUAAAAUUUUCUCCUACGAAACUCAUCAUAUAACAGACACUAAAGAUGGGAAUAUGUGCGAUUAAAUUGUUUGGGAGAUUAUUCUCUAAAGUAGGUGACCUGCAUUUUUCUCCCCAGACAUAACUGCUUUUUGUGGCAACUUUAGUUCUUGAUUUAUCUUUCCUAAUGCAGUCUAUUCUCUAAUGAAAAAACUGGUUUUUGAGGCAGCUUAAUGAUCUGAGCUUAGGAGUCAGAUACAGUUUGAAUUCCAAUUCCAAAUCCUUCGUAGCUGUGUGAUGGAGCAAGUCACCAAAUUCCUCUGAAUUGGUUUUCUCAUCUGUCAAAGGGAGAUAGUAAUGAUGUCUCCCUUCCGGGAUUGUUGUGAGGCUUGGGGAUGAUCUAUCAAAAGUGCCCAGUGUAGGCCUGAGCAACCCCAUUGCGGGCACGGCUGUGGAAUGGCUUUGGGUCUUUAAAAAAAAAAGUGCCCAAUGCAGGAGGUACCUAAUAUUAUUAUACAUAUAUAUGUAUGUGUUUUAAUAUAUUUUAUAGUAACAAAACUUGCUUGAUAGGUAAAUACAUGGCCCACUAUACAGGUCCCCUGUUUUUGUCAGGUUGUCUGGAAUUCCUCCAUUACAGAUUUAGUCCUUUGGGAAGGUUAUAGGAUGUAUCUGCCAUCAAAAUCCAGGUAUGCCACGGGGAGGUAUUAUCCCUUUCACUAACAAGUUUUCAGUUGAUAGCUUAUUUUAUAAGUAGGAAUAAAAUAUGCAAAAUAUGGGCUUAUUGUAGACAUUCAUACAACAUACAUUCUCUCUCAUUUGAGAUUUCAGACUCCUAGGGAUCCCUGGCAUAGCUAGGUUUCUUGCAAACUAUUUUCAUUAUUUCAAAAGUCCUAAUAGAAAUUGUACUCAAUUCCUUUGCCUUACUCUAACUCCUUGCUAGCUAAAAGAUCGUUUCUUUGCAAAUAGUUGAAAUUACACCAGCUCAGUAAUGCAACACUAUCCCAUGCUGGUGUGGCAGUUAAACUGCAUUUGUAUCUUAUUCAUUGAUUAGAAUGACCACCAUGGAUCAAUUAUCCCUAAAUACAAUUUUUCAGACAAAAUGUUACAAAAUUUCAAAUCUUUUUUUUUUUUUUUUUUUUUUUUUGAGACAGAGUCUCACUGUGUUGCCCAGGCUGGAGUGCAAUGGCAUGAUCUCAGCUCACUGCAGCCUCUGGUUCAAGCAAUUCUCCUGUCUCAGCCUCCUGAGUAGCUGGGACUACAGGCACGUGCCACCAUGCCCAGCUAAUUUUUGUAUUUUUAGUAGAGACAGGGUUUCACCAUGUUGGCCAGGAUGGUCCCGAUCUCUUGACCUCAUGAUCCGCCACCUUGGCCUCCCAAGGUGCUGUGAUUACAGGCAUGAGCCACUACACCAGGCCAAUUUUGUAUUUUUUGUAAAGACGGGGUUUCACCAUGUUGGCCAGGCUGGUCUUGAACUCCUGCCCCUGCCUUCAGGUGAUCUGCCUGCCUUGGCCUCCCAAAGUGCUGGGAAUACAGGUGUGAGCCACCAUGCUUGGCACAAAUCUUUUUUCUUGUUUCCUUUUUUUUUUUUUUUGAGAUGGAGGUAGCUCUUGUCACCCCAGCUGGAGUGCAGUGGCACAAUCUUGGCUCACCGCAACCUCCGCCUCCCGGAUUCAAGCGAUUCUCCUGCCUCAGCCUCCUGAAUAGCUGGGAUUACAGGUGCCUGCCACUACGCCUGGCUAAUUUUUGUACUUUUAGUAGAGACAAAGUUUUGCCAUGUUGGCCAGGCUGGUCUCGAACCCCUGACCUCAGGUGAUCUGCCCACCUCAGCCUCCCAAAGUGCUGGAAUUAUAGGCGUGAGCCACCGCGCCCGGCCCUAGAUCUUUUUUCAUGUAGUGGCAUGCACAUACACACACACACACACACACACACACCAAACCAAAAUGUCAAGUCUAUGAGGAAGAGCAAUGGAAAGAGCCUGUAGAAGGGAAAAGAUUGGGAACCAUGGCGUUUUGAGAACCUAUCUACAGCUACUAAGGCUUUUUGGGUGUUGGGAAAACAGGCUAUUGCUUAACAGGGGUGGGGAAGAGAGACAUAAAUGUCAUGAAACAAGAAUGGGGGCAUCAAAGACAAAUUCAUGAUUACUUUGCUGGUGUCUUACAGGACUUUCUUUCCUUUGAAACCUUAGUAACAUUUGGAAAAAAUGUCAGAGAGUGCUCAGGAGCUCAACUUUUACUUCAUCUGUUACUAACCUUCAACCACAAGAUAACAUCUGUUCCUUUUAUCCCAAUUUUACGUGCGGCAUUCUUAGCCAUAUCUACACUGUUUUUAUGCACAUCAUCAUACCCUGUUGUAGGGCUAUAAAGACCCUACUAUGGUAGAAUUGGGAGCGGACUGAGGGAUUAGGACAAAAAGAUGUAGAAAACCGCAGAUCUAGAGAUGCAUAGCUAUUCUCAUAACCUAGGAAGAGAGGUGGAUUUCUCCGUCAUCAAUAGCUGAACACUCCUUGUGUUUCUAAGUAUUGAAUCCAUAAAGUUACAUGCAAACAUAUAGCCCUUGCCUUCAGGCCAAGCCGUAGUUAUGCAGAAGGCUUGAAGCAAUCACAGAUUUAACAUUUGUGGUUCCAGCUAUUCAGGACCAAUUCCCAAACUCCACAUGUAACAAUUUGUAAUUUUGCUAGGACACAGUUUGAUGCUUAGGUUUUAAGGCUGGUGUGCUAGACGUUAUCAAGUGGUUUGUGAGAGUAGCCCUGUGUCUUCAUUGGGUAGAGUAGCUGGGUCGCAAGGAUCAUGAAGAGAUGAAGAAACAUCUGUGAAAAGCCAACUAGCCUCGGUGAUAGUAAGCAAAGAUAGAAACACAGAGGAAGUUACCCUUCGUAUUGUCAAAGGUUUCAGUUUUGUGUAAGGCUGUGAUUCACGGGCAGUUAAUCCCCAUCACUAAAAUUAAAUCCUUUUUUAUUCACUGCAAAUAGAGAAUCUGUGCAAGACAUUUUGGCUUUUCUCACCAGCAGAAAAUGUGAGGCUUCAGGUUUUUCCUGUUCAUUGUUUCAUGGGAGCAUCUUCCCCAAAACAUUGCAAAACUCAAAGUUUUCAGGUUGAUGUGGCAGAGAGAGCACUGAUCUCGGCUUCAGGAGCUAAAUUCUCUAGUCCUGACUGUGCCACUAACAGAUUGUGGGACUUCAGACAAGUACAUUCCUUUCUCGGGUUUCUUCUUAUGCCAAAUGGACAGCCUGAGAAGGAUCACAAUGAACCAGGGACCAACUUCACAUUAAAAUCUAAGACUUAAGAGACGGACAUCUGUCCGUUCCCGGCUACACCUCCGGCCCAUCUGGCCCACCCGAAACUGCGCGAAGCCCCUUUCCACCGACGCCAGGCCUGCGGCCUCGCGCGAAGCCGUUGGUCGUUAACAUCUCCCCCGCAAUGGGCGGGGCCGAGGGCUUCAGCUUCCGGCGGCAAAUGGCGAGGCGGCGCGUGGCGUUGCCCACUGGCCUCGGCACGGGCCUGCCCACGCACCCUCCCACCGCGUGCCGGCCUUGUCUACCGCCGUUGAAGGGCUUCCUAGCCCUAGCAGUACAUACUGGGAAGCCCCCAAGAGACUCUGCGGGGCCCAGGAGACCAGUU